CACCGAAUCUGCGCACUCGCAUGUUCAUUCUCGGUGGGGCGGAUAAGCCCGUUCGACUCGGCCGGAGCCGCCGCAUCCAAACGAGAGCGUAUCUCUCCUGAUGCUAGCAUUUCCAUCAGAUUUCUAGUUUCUAUUUUAACCAUCCCCACUUCAAUCGAGCUUUCAGUUGUUACGAUCGUUGGAAUUCCACUGAUCGAUUCCUAGGGUUUCGAUUUUCUCUCCGCGCAUACAAGCUUCGAUCUUGCGAUGAAUCCGCUGACGCUGGUGAAACGCAUACAGAAAAUCAAUUCCACGGAAGCGUCAUUAGGUAUCUCCGAAGAUGCUUCUUGGCAUGCCAAAUACAAGGAUUCCGCUUAUGUAUACGUCGGUGGCAUUCCCUUUGAUCUUACUGAGGGCGACCUCCUUGCAGUUUUUUCUCAGUAUGGGGAGAUAGUUGAUGUUAAUCUUGUAAGAGAUAAAGGCACUGGUAAAUCCAAAGGCUUCGCCUUUCUUGCAUAUGAGGACCAAAGGAGUACUAUUCUUGCUGUAGAUAAUUUGAAUGGAGCAAAGCUUCUUGACCGCAUUGUGAGGGUUGAUCAUGUUACUAAGUACAAAAAGAAAGAGGAAGAAGAUGAAGAGAAGGAACAACAAAAGAGGGAGGCUCGUGGUGUAUGCCGUGCUUUUCAAAGAGGGGAUUGUAACCGUGGAGCUGCAUGCAAAUUUUCUCAUGAUGAGCAAAGAAGCGCAAACACAGGUUGGGGUGCCAAGGACAGCGGUUCAAGAUGGGAUCAUGACAAGUACGAGGGUCCAUCGAAGAGGAACAGAAAACCAGAUCAUGUCGCCUCAGAUUAUGCACCGGGUACUAAAGUCAGAGAAGAGGAAUCAAAGUUAAGUUCAGCUGAUAAAGAUGGAUGGAGGUCCAGAGCAGAGGGCAAUGAUGGGGACAGGAGAAGCCACCCAAAGCGGAGCGAACCAAAUUUAAAAGAUCAGGAUAGAAGAGAAAUUGAGAAGCGAUUGGAGAAAUAUGAAAAGGAACCAUAUGCAAAAGAAAACCGGGAUAGGCAAGCAAAUGAGAAAGGGCCACGAAGGCAUGAGACUGAACCAGACGCUAAAGAAGGUCGGGAUAGGCAAGGAAGUGAUAAACGCUCAAGGUAUGAUCAGGAUGAAGACAAACCCAAUCCAAAAGAAGAUAGGGAAAGGCUCGGAAAUGAGAAGCGCUCAAGGUACAGUGAGGAUAGAGAUAAAACGAAUCCAAAAGACGAUUGGAAUAGGCAAGGAAGUGAGAAACGCUCAAGGUACAAUGAGGAUGAAGACAGACCCAAUCCAAAAGAAGAUCGGGAAAGGCAAGGAAGUGAGAAGCGCUCAAGGUACAAUGAGGAAAGAGAUCUAAUGAAUCCAAAGGAAGAUCGGGAUAGGAGAGUGGAUGAGAAACGGUUGGGAAGGCUUGAAUCAGAAACAAAUCCAAAAGAAGACCGGAAUAGGCGAGGAGGAAGUGAGAAGCCUUUAAGGUAUGGUGGGGAUGAGACCAAACAAAAUUCUAGAGAAGAUUGGAAUAGGGGAGAGAAUGAGAAACGGCAUGGAAAGUAUGAGACAGAACAAAAUCUAAAACGAGGCCGGGAUAGGGGAGGAGGUGAGAAACGAUCAAAGUAUGAUUAGGACAAGAUUGGACUAAAUCCAAAAGAACUGUGAGAAACUAUCGAGGUACAAUGAGUGCUCUUCUCACCAUCAUGCAGAGGAACAUGUAGUACACCACAGGAGCAUGUAGGUUGUGAAUUUGGUGAUGGAUCGGAUGGGAGCAUUUACAGCUUCUAAUGUGUGAGAAAUUUCGGGUAAGAUAUUACCCCCUUUUUUUGUUUUUCAUUCCUAUCUGUCAUCCAUCAUUUAAAGAUUGUUGUUAUAUUCCAUUGUCUACCUGACAUUUUAUGGUUUGAAGCCAGGGGGAAAUAUAAAAUGCUUGAUCAAA
Molecule: messenger RNA, 1942 nt
Organism: Magnolia sinica
Lineage: Eukaryota; Viridiplantae; Streptophyta; Magnoliopsida; Magnoliales; Magnoliaceae
Product: zinc finger CCCH domain-containing protein 25
Exons: 4
Coding region: 247-1635 (462 amino acids)
Biological process (GO): mRNA splicing, via spliceosome
Cellular component (GO): U2 snRNP; precatalytic spliceosome; catalytic step 2 spliceosome
Molecular function (GO): metal ion binding; RNA binding
Source: RefSeq, a predicted model, not a curated record